Messenger RNA from Stegodyphus dumicola, 1183 nucleotides. RefSeq lists its product as uncharacterized. Gene Ontology annotation, molecular function: protein binding. The record is from RefSeq and is a predicted model, not a curated record. Lineage: Eukaryota; Metazoa; Arthropoda; Arachnida; Araneae; Eresidae.
CGUAAGACUUUCAUUGUAGCUGUAUGCGGUAUCAAUAGGAAAAUUAUGCAGCUGGUUACAGAUUGCAAAUGACAUGUUUACUGAUAUAUCUAGUUUCUAGAUUUGUUGAGAAAUUAUAACUGUUAGUGGAUACUAUUGACUAAUUUCACAGGUUCUAGCAUCAUGCUGCAAAAAAUCCACUAUUGGUGCAUUUACUUAACGGUAAUUUGCUACAUCAUUAGAAGCAGCGAUGCGAAUCUCAUUGAAGAAUGCCCACCUCCAGAAGAUAAUUAUCCAUGUUAUUGUGAAGAGGAAGAGGAAAUGGUUGUACACUGCAAUUAUCUCAACGAAUCAAAGCAGAUUCAAAAUGCUUUUAACAAGCUUUCUGGUUACAAGAUUUUCAAAGUAUCCUUUUGGAAAAAUGAAAUCGAUGUAAUUAAAUCUGAUAUGUUCCGAGGUUUGUCCAUAAAACAAGUAGUAUUCACUAAUUCGAGUGUGAGAUUAGAAUCUCCUCAGUUUGUUGGUUUGGAAUCAUCUUUGAAUAGACUGACGUUUUUAUCUUCUUUCGAUAAAGAUACACCAAUGGAAACAUGGUCAGUUGAACAUCUCGAAAUUCUAAAGGAGAUGCGCUUCGACAGAAAUGAAAUUAAAAUCCUUAAGAAUAGCUGGCUAAGUUCUUCUGGACCAGUUUUAAGAUCAUUAACUUUUAGUGAGUGUCAAAUUGAAAAACUGGAAGAUAAAGUAUUUUCAAAAAUGGAUAGCCUGACAACGCUUUUUCUCACCGACAAUGAAAUCACAGCUGUGAGUCGAAGCAUGUUUCCUAGACCAGCAGAAAAUUUGCGUAGCAUAGAUUUAAAUGGUAACAAGCUCCAAACUCUGCCAGAUGACAUAUUCAAAGAUAUGCCAAGCCUUAAAAGCAUAGAUUUAGGACGUAAUCUGCUAAAAACUGUGAGUGAAUCCACCUGGUCCUUUAUUGUGGAAAGCUUUUCUCGAGUCAUUUUGGAAGAUAAUCCAAUCAAAUGCGACAAGUCUUUGAAAUGGAUUAGCAAGAAGGAUCUACCGAAGACUUUCACAGGAAAAUGCAGUGCACCCGCUAAGCUUAAAAACAGGCCCAUUCGCAAUCUGACACCAGCUGACUUUUAUUGAGUCGGCAUAUGUAGUCUCGAAAGAAAAAAAAUUGAAAUAAAUAACUUACAUCGUUGUA